Messenger RNA from Knipowitschia caucasica, 672 nucleotides. The record is from the annotation of a GenBank genome assembly. NCBI's taxonomy places the organism in Eukaryota, Metazoa, Chordata, Actinopteri, Gobiiformes, Gobiidae.
AUGGUGGGGGAUAACGAGGGGAACUCGCCCUCACACGAGGAGGAGGACGACGAAGAUGAUCCAGUCAGCCUAGCUAGCAUUCUCCGGGAGCUCAAAGACUUUAGACACGAAAACAAGGAACAAUUUUCUGAAAUUCAAAGAAACCAACAACAGACGGACGCCAGAGUGACACAAGCCGAAGCACGAAUUGAUGAAGUGGAAACGGCGCUGGGAGAAGAAGAAGUUAUAAGGAUUGCCUGGCAGAAGAAACAAGUGAUGUACAAGGACACGCGAUUCUACGUUGACCAUGAUUACCCUCCGCUGAUUCUAAAGAAACGCACCGAAUACAACCAGGCCAAAAGAGUCCUCAAAGAGCACAAUAUAAAGUUCCAAACUCCCUAUCCCGCAAAACUGAGAGUGUUUUAUAACGAGGAGACCCGCUUGUAUCAGAGCGCGGCGGAGGCGACAGUGGACAUGGCUGCAAGAGGACUCCCGGUGACCGUGAUCCCGUCUAUUGUCGAUCCCUACCAGCGCGAGUUGCAGCGGCUCUCACCGUGGCAGGCGAUCCCCGGAGACCGAACCAGCACACCCCCUCCUUCAGGCACCGGAUCGACUCUGACGAGCCGGCUCAUCCAAAGACCGUUUAUUGAAAAGCUGCGGGAAUUCAGACAAAAUCCACCUACAGAUAAGUGA